Molecule: messenger RNA, 1835 nt
Organism: Neltuma alba
Lineage: Eukaryota; Viridiplantae; Streptophyta; Magnoliopsida; Fabales; Fabaceae
Product: elongation factor 1-alpha-like
Exons: 3
Coding region: 94-1437 (447 amino acids)
Biological process (GO): translational elongation
Molecular function (GO): GTP binding; translation elongation factor activity; GTPase activity
Source: RefSeq, a predicted model, not a curated record
CCUUGCGCUCUGCUUUACUCCCUUUUUCCAUUGCGGCUAGGGUUUUAGCUCCUCACUGUCUUGCAGUCCAUUUUUGUCGGAAGUCUAGGCGCUAUGGGUAAGGAGAAGAGUCACAUCAACAUUGUGGUCAUUGGCCAUGUCGACUCUGGCAAGUCAACCACCACCGGCCAUCUUAUCUACAAGCUUGGAGGUAUUGACAAGCGUGUUAUUGAGAGAUUUGAGAAAGAAGCUGCCGAGAUGAACAAGAGGUCCUUCAAGUAUGCUUGGGUGCUGGACAAGCUCAAGGCUGAGCGUGAAAGAGGAAUCACAAUUGAUAUUGCCCUGUGGAAGUUCGAGACCACCAAGUACUACUGCACGGUCAUUGAUGCACCCGGACACAGGGAUUUCAUCAAGAACAUGAUUACUGGAACAUCUCAGGCUGACUGUGCGGUUCUCAUCAUUGAUUCAACGACUGGUGGUUUUGAAGCUGGUAUCUCCAAGGAUGGACAGACCCGUGAGCAUGCCCUUCUUGCUUUCACCCUUGGUGUCAGGCAGAUGAUUUGCUGCUGCAACAAGAUGGAUGCCACCACCCCCAAGUACUCUAAGGCCAGGUACGAUGAAAUCGUGAAGGAAGUGUCAUCCUACUUGAAGAAGGUCGGUUACAACCCAGACAAGAUCCCCUUUGUUCCCAUCUCUGGUUUUGAGGGAGACAACAUGAUCGAGAGGUCCACCAACCUCGACUGGUACAAGGGACCAACCCUGCUUGAGGCCCUUGACCAGAUCCAGGAGCCCAAGAGGCCCUCAGACAAGCCGCUGAGGCUGCCCCUUCAGGAUGUGUACAAGAUUGGUGGAAUUGGAACUGUUCCAGUGGGACGUGUUGAGACUGGUGUUCUGAAGCCCGGUAUGGUGGUUACUUUCGGUCCCAGCGGGCUGACAACUGAAGUUAAGUCUGUGGAGAUGCACCACGAGGCCCUCCAAGAGGCUCUUCCAGGUGACAAUGUGGGAUUCAACGUGAAGAACGUUGCUGUGAAGGAUCUGAAGCGUGGUUAUGUUGCCUCAAACUCAAAGGAUGAUCCGGCCAAGGGAGCUGCCAGCUUCACAUCUCAGGUCAUUAUCAUGAACCAUCCUGGACAGAUCAGUGGUGGUUACGCCCCCGUGCUUGACUGCCACACCUCCCACAUUGCGGUGAAGUUUGCUGAGCUGCUGACCAAGAUUGACAGGCGAUCUGGUAAGGAGCUUGAGAAGGAACCCAAGUUCUUGAAGAACGGUGAUGCCGGUAUUGUUAAGAUGAUUCCAACCAAGCCUAUGGUUGUUGAGACCUUCUCUGAGUAUCCUCCACUUGGUCGUUUUGCUGUGAGGGACAUGCGUCAAACGGUGGCUGUGGGAGUCAUCAAGAACGUGGAUAAGAAGGAAGCCACCGGCGCCAAGGUGACCAAGGCUGCCCAGAAGAAGAAGUGAAUCGUGCGGGCUGGUUUAUAUCCAUUGGUGCUGACCAUUAUGGCACCAAUAAAUGUUUUUCUAUUUGUAUUUUGCGUCUCCAGAUUCUGUCUUAGGUUUAUUGUUUACCGUGUCAAUUUGUUGCCUUGGUCAAGCAUCUUGUGUUGUCAGAACUGGGUGCUUGAUAGAAGGUGGCAAGGUUUUCUGGUACUUUUGUUUACUUCGUGUAGCUGAGAGUUUCAAAGAGUUUCAGUUUUGAAAGCUGCGGUAUGGUAUAGGACUAUUCUUCCACACUGCCGAUUGGAUAUCAAGUGCUAGCUCGUAAUAUGUUCAAAUUUUGUUGUUAUUAAUCCUUAACUUCUAUGCUCGCCUUUUGUGAUUCCUGUCUUUAAUGUUUGUAAUACAAUGCAUUUUUGGUA